CUGCUCUCUUUCCUUCGCUCUUCGCCUCUUCCUCUCCUUCGCCCUUUUUCUCUCGCCGGCGACAUUGACUUCGCCGAGUGCCGUUGAAAAUUAUGGCAGACGCAGGGAAGCGGCGGGUGUGCUACUACUACGAGCCGGAGAUAGGAAAUUACUACUACGGGCAGGGGAACGCGAUGAAGCCUCACCGGGUCCGGAUGACCCACUCCCUCCUUGAGGGAUACGGCCUCCUCCACCGGAUGCGGGUCCUUCGCCCCAUUCCGGCCAGCAACCGAGACCUCCUCCGCUUCCACUCCGACGACUACAUCGCCUUCCUCCGCUCUGCCACCCCCGAUCGGCACCUCGACGCUGACAUCCUCCGCCGAUUUAACAUGUCCGAUGACUGCCCCGUAUUCUACGGCCUCUUCGACUACUGCCAGUCCUACGCUGGCGCUUCUGUUUGCGCCGCCAGGGAACUCAACCGCGGCCGCGCCGACAUCGCCAUCAAUUGGUCCGGCGGGCUCCACCACGCGAAGCGCAGCGAAGCUUCGGGAUUUUGCUAUGUCAACGACAUCGUCCUCGCCAUCCUCAAGCUCCUCGAGGUCCACAAGCGAGUUCUCUAUGUGGACAUUGAUAUCCACCAUGGAGAUGGGGUGGAGGAGGCUUUCUACUUAACUGAUCGAGUGAUGACAGUUUCUUUCCAUAAGUUUGGUGAUUAUUUUCCUGGCACAGGGCACAUAGGUGAUAUUGGAUAUGGCAAAGGACAACAUUAUGCUAUAAAUGUGCCUUUGGAUGAAGGAAUUGAUGAUGAGAGCUACCAUUAUGUAUUCAAACCUAUCAUGGAGAAAGUUAUGGAAGCUUUCAGGCCUGAUGCCGUAGUACUUCAAUGUGGUGCUGACUCCUUAUCUGGAGAUAGAUUGGGCUGCUUCAACCUCUCUAUUAAGGGUCAUUCAGACUGUAUAAGAUACAUGAGAUCUUUUAAUGUGCCACUCUUGUUGCUUGGUGGUGGCGGGUAUACCUUACGCAAUGUCGCUCGUUGUUGGUGCUAUGAGACAGGGGUUGCAUUGGGAGUUGAAUUAGAUGAUGAGAUGCCUGAUCAUGAAUAUAUAGGAUAUUUUGGCCCAGAGUUCACUAUUCAUGCUGUCCCAAGUAAUAUGGAAAAUAAGAAUUCACGCAGGUCUUUGGAUGCUACAAAAGUGAAGUUACUAGAAACUCUUUCCAGUCUUCAACAUGCUCCAAGUGUUCAAUUCCAUGAACAACCAACUAGCAUGGAUACCGAUCAGGAUGACGAUUAUCAAGAGGAUGCAAAUGAUGAUCAUCACAUGGACAGGGACGGGUGGCCUCACUCUUGAGAGGUCAUACAUGCUGCUACAGGAUUUUAGUCCUCGAAAUUAAAACUUCAACUAAUGUUCAGAUAUACAGGAAGCCUAGUUGCUCACACUGUAAAUGCUUUGCAUUUUCUGUUUGUGUUUGGGUAGCACAAAAGGAUCAAAGAACAAAUUUCUUCUUUUUUGCAUUUCUAGGGAUGUACGCUUCAAUUAAUAUAUAUAUAUAUAUAUAUAUAUAUAUAUAUAUAAAGUAUUUCAUUGGCUAAAAUCUUAGGCAAUGUAGUGAAAAAACAGAAUUUUGAAGCAUCAUUUUCUGUUUCAAGAAUGAAUAAUAGUACAUGUUUGAUCAUAGUUGUUUCCUUUGACAUAGUUAUUCUCAACUAGAUCCACCAAGUGAUGUAAGCAUCUCUAAUAAUAUUUUUUUUAUAUGAAUGUCGUGCAAGUAUUAUAGUAGUAAAGAAGGCGAAGAGGCGUGUGGUUACCAAAAAGGCAUCUGAAAUCUGCAAAUCGUGCUCACCAUUCUCAAACUCCUUGAGGAUUUGGGAGAAAUUUGUCCAUUGGCCCCAAGCCACGGGAUUAUGGUGGCAGCAGUUCAUUGUACUCUUCUCUCCAAUGCUGUGGCAUAGAUGUUGUAACUCGAGAUGGAGGAUCAAUCAAAGAAGAAAGAAAAAGCACAAGAAAUUACCGUAAAUAGCCAUAUGGUUGUCACCGGACCUAAGUUAAGUGCUUCCCAUUGUUUCUUUGUAUGGUUAAGAAAUGGUAAUUGUGAUCAUGCCAAAAUCAGAACUGAAAGUUUAAGAGUAUCUUGCUUUAGUUAUUCUCCUUAUCUGUGCUAGUUCUUUGGCAGUUAGCUUGACAUUGUCAUCUGGAAAUUUACCGAUGUCGAUCCUAACAAAGAUGACGAAGUUUGCAAGGAGUGGGAAAGUCUGAAGAACACUACUCUUACUCGAAGUGAGUUGAAGUUUCUGUUCUCUCUUCCUACAGUCGCUACUUUUGCAUUAACAUUUUCGGGACUUCAAAUAUGAUCUUGGAAGAAAUAUAGAGUUGUACUUAUGGAUACAAUGACAAUGAGUGCCUGCAAAUGCAGUUCUACAAAGCUUCAAUUACACAAACCUGCUUAAUUAUAGACAGUGGUGUUAGGGAUCAUAGAUGAUCACCAUACAUUGCAUUUUUCUAGUUGUGUUCUUCAGAUAAACCUUAGACAUUGUAUCGAAAGAAGAUUCAUUUUU
Molecule: messenger RNA, 2533 nt
Organism: Zingiber officinale
Lineage: Eukaryota; Viridiplantae; Streptophyta; Magnoliopsida; Zingiberales; Zingiberaceae
Product: histone deacetylase 19-like
Exons: 5
Coding region: 93-1328 (411 amino acids)
Molecular function (GO): histone deacetylase activity
Source: RefSeq, a predicted model, not a curated record